CGCCUCGGAUUGGUCGGGCGUCGGAGGCGUCGGCGCGGCUGGGCCCCGGCGGCGAGCUGCGUGGGAUGCCCUCGGCUGCGGGACCCGAGGCGGAGCUGAGGAGAAGUUGGCCGGGGGGCCGAGAGGUCAUGGCGAUGCACCCUGUGCUGAAAGCCUUUGUUUGUGGCUCCAUCAGUGGGACCUGCUCUACCCUGCUAUUCCAGCCUCUAGACCUGCUUAAAACCCGCCUGCAGACCCUACAGCCAUCUGUCAAUGGAUCAGGCCGUGUUGGCAUGGUAACUCUGUUCUUUAAGGUGGUUCGCACAGAAAGUAUACUGGGGCUGUGGAAGGGUGUUUCUCCGUCCUUUGCAAGAUGCAUCCCAGGAGUAGGGAUUUACUUCAGCACCUUAUAUAUGAUAAAGCAGCAUUUUCUGCUGGAUCGUUCUCCUACAGCCCUGGAGUCUGUUUUGCUGGGUGGAACCUCGCGUACUGUAGCUGUGGUUUGCAUGUUGCCUAUCACUGUAGUGAAAACACGGUAUGAGUGUGGAAGGUACGGCUAUGAAAGCAUUUAUGGAGCCCUGAGGAGCAUCUAUCGGUCAGAAAGUGUCCAGGGCUUGUUUAGCGGUCUGACUGCAACACUCCUGCGUGAUGCACCCUUUUCUGGCAUUUACUUGAUGUUCUACACACAAACCAAAAAGAUAGCACCGUAUGACCAAGUGGACCCAGCACUCUCACCUUUAGUGAACUUUGGCUGCGGGACUGUUGCAGGGAUUCUGGCAUCGCUGGCAACUCAGCCUGCUGACGUCAUCAAAACCCACGUGCAGGUGUCAUCCGACAAACACCUCCGGAUGCGCCAAGCCAUUGCCUUAAUCUUCAGGGAUUACGGAUUAAUAGGCUUUUCCGAGGUGCCGUCCCAAGAGCUUUGCGACGAACACUGAUGGCGGCCAUGGCGUGGACUGUCUAUGAACAGAUGAUGUCUAAAAUGGGUUUAAAAUCCUGAGUGAGUUCUGCCGGAGAACAAAGCGGCCUAAUCCAGUUCUUCCACUCGCUGCAGUUGCUUUGUGAAACUGGUGAUCUGAUCCAUAUGGGAGGUGACUUGCACCCGUUUAUGGGGUAACACUGCCCAAGCCUGUGGACCAGGCCUUUAUAAGUGAGACAGAGGGGAGCCAAAUAUUGCUUUGGUCAUGACGGGAAGAGCAUUCCAGGGAGACUUUGCCAUACCUGACAUACGAGUGCACUUCUUGGUGUCAGGUGCAUGUGUCAGACGUGCUGCUAAGGCCCACCUUACUCAGAAGAACCCUUUUCCAGAACUCCUCUUCGGCCUGAGCCACUUCCAAAGAGAACACAGGAAAGACUCUCAAGAAAGCGGUGUUGGGGUGGCUGAACCUAGCACCCCAAACCGGUGACUCCUAAAUUGUGUGCUGACUCUCCUGCCUGCUCUCCUCUUGAGUAAUGCGUUCUGCUUGUACGCCCAAGAAAAACAGGGUAAAGAGGAGAGGCGACAGGAAGUGUGUCUGUUUCAGAGCUUGUCUGGCGCAGUCGGUAAGAAAGAACAAACAGUGCCAUUGCCGGAAAGCAACAGUGGGACGCAGAAUUUUAGCAUUCCUUAUAAUAAGGGCAGGGAGCCUGUAGCCUUCCAUCUGUUUGUUGGACUACAAAUCCCAUCAUCCCUAUUACCAGAAAAACAAACCUGAUUAUUUAUUACCAGUGUUGGCUGAGGCUGAUGGGAGUUGAUAGUACUAAUGGAAGGAUACAGGUUCCCCAUCCCUGCCUUGUAGGAUUGCUUUAGUGUGCCAAACCCUGUAGUCAGUGAGUUUAAAUGGUUGCCAUUAAGCACUCCUGUGUCUCUUCAGUCUUCCUCUGUGUGCACGAAACAGUGGAAGAACUUAAGGCACAACUCAGGAGUCAAAUGCUGGGACAAAUCCCUAUUAAGCUAUCUGUUUAAAUGUUGCUGUUAGUCCAGCUGCCUUCAGCAAGGGGGAUUGUCCUAUCUUGCUGUUAUUUAGCUUUCUCCUAGCUGAGUAUUGCCUGACUUUCCCCCUUCUUUGCACUCCUUGCUCCAGCGAUCUGCAUCGGAGGCCAUGCUGCAGUUGUCUUUUGUGUGAAUAAAUUAGAGUGGGUGAAAAGCAAACUGGGGACAAAAUGGAGUUUAAAAACUUUGUGUUGUCAUAUGUCUGUACUUUCCAUGUUCAUAAAAAACCUGGUCCGAAGAUCUGUGGCCUUGGAAGCAUGUUGAAAGGACUUGGUGAUCUCUUUGGCCUAUGAAAGGACUGUGUUUGACUUUGGAGUGCUUGGAGAAACUUGUUUUGGCCAUUUAUUUUAUUAUUGGAAGCACUGAAUUUUUAAAUUGCUGAUUAAAAAGAAAAAGGAAAAAAGCUUGCAAGCAUAAUUUUCUUUCCCACUUAGAUUCUUCUAGUUCAGUUUUGGUGGUUCCAAUACUUCAACAGUUAAAAGCUUGGCAGUUAUAAUGCCCUAAACAAAUUAAUAGUAAACCUGUGAAUCACCUGCAAGGCUGAAUAAUUUUAAUUGGGCUUAAGGCUGACUUUCAAAGGCUCAUCUGGCCUUCAGCAAUGUGCAUGUAUAAGUCAAAGCUCUAGCAGUCAGAAAAUAUAUGUACCAGAUGUGAAAAAUCAAGUGAGUUUUCACAACUAAAUAUCUCAUCAAGGGCUUGACGGACUUGAGUUCCAAAAAUUUUAUUCUUUUCAACAAUUUAUAUAUUGUUUAAAUACAAUAAUCUGCAUGUGGUAUACAACAGUACAAAAAAGGUAUAAAUCUGUUAAAACUAUAAAAAUAAAACUACAGUAUAAAAUUAAACUAUAACAAUCAAACUUACGUUAAAAUUCCUUCUGGAGUUUUUAAAAAAUGUCUCCAAUAGGCAGUGGAGAUUCAGCCGGGUCCAGGGUGCCUGUCUGAGCUCAACUGGAAGGGAGUUCUAGAAGUUUGGGCCUACAAUACUAAAUUCACGGCUUCCUAGAUAUGAGCCAUGCCUCUGAUGACAAGAUCCAAUUAAUCUGGAGUUUAUUAUAUUGGUUGCAGGGAAAGAAGCGCUCUUGUGUUCUAUACGUGCACAGUCUUAAGAAGGAAGGGGAGAAUGCAAAACUCAGAAAAUCCUAAAAUGGAAGCCACAUCCAUAGAAAUAGCAUCAAAGCCCACAUAUCAGCUUAUUUAUUUGUUUUCAUGAAAUUCAUACACCGCUUGCUU
Podarcis muralis (Common wall lizard) is the source of this 3180-nucleotide messenger RNA. It is a transcript of the gene SLC25A38, whose product is annotated as solute carrier family 25 member 38. The record is from RefSeq and is a predicted model, not a curated record. Gene Ontology annotation, biological process: glycine import into mitochondrion. NCBI's taxonomy places the organism in Eukaryota, Metazoa, Chordata, Lepidosauria, Squamata, Lacertidae. Gene Ontology annotation, molecular function: glycine transmembrane transporter activity. Gene Ontology annotation, cellular component: mitochondrial inner membrane; mitochondrion.